AUGACCAGGGCCAUGCUGGGCGAUCUCUUUGAGCAUCUGUCUGUGACGAAGCAGCCACAUGGUUGGUUCUUCAUUGAUCGUGAUGGCAAGCUCUUUUGCUAUGUGCUCCAGUUCCUCUGUGAUGGCGACAUCCGGGACAUGAUCGCGGGCAUGAAAGUGACCGAUAUCAUGGGCCUCAAGAGGGAGGCCUUCUUCUUUGAUCUCGGAUCGCUCAAGGAACAGAUCUCCGAAGUUGAAUCGGCGAUCGUGUGA
Molecule: messenger RNA, 252 nt
Organism: Acanthamoeba castellanii str. Neff
Lineage: Eukaryota; Discosea; Longamoebia; Acanthamoebidae
Product: K+ channel tetramerization subfamily protein
Exons: 1
Coding region: 1-252 (83 amino acids)
Biological process (GO): protein homooligomerization
Source: RefSeq, a predicted model, not a curated record